AUGUCGCCAGGCAAUAAUGCACUACCAACACCAGACACUGGCAUUCAGGAUGCAGAGGUACACCAAGAAGCCGAAAGGACGUUUAAGCCCCAAGAUGUAAUAGGAGCAAAGGCCCCUCUCACCAAUCCUCUAGCUUUUCACAUCACAGACUGGGUCCCAGGCCCGACGGGGCGACCAGUAUUCAUGGGUACGUCGUCGACAUGGUCCUUUGGCCGGCGAGUGUUGGAAAUGACCCAUAUGAAACUCACCGGCCUCCCUCUGGCUCCAGACCCAAACAAGCUGCUUUUUGACACUCAUGUCUACGAUCUUAAAUGGGAUGGGAAUAAGGCAAAGUCCCCUUCGAAUCCAUUUGACGUGUCCAACCUCCCAACUCCAGAGUUUGCCAGGUAUCUCAUCAGUUCAGUGAAGUUCCAUUGUGGACACCUCUUCUAUCUAAUCGACGAGGCGCAGUUCAUGGAGCGUUUCACAGAGUUUGAGCAGAACCCUACAGAAGUAGCUCGAGCUUCGCCCUUGUGGUUCUGUCACUAUCUUCUGAUCAUAGCAUUUGGAAAGAGCUUCCUCGUUCGCUCGACGACAUCACGGAAUCCUCCGGGGUCAGAUCAGUUUGUCCAAGCGAUGCACUGCAUGCCGGACUUUACCUUCUUCGACGGCGACCCUAUUGAGACGACACAGGUCUUGUGCUGUGCUGCGCUCUACCUGCAGUCCGUUGACCGGCGUGGAUCAGCAUAUCGAAUGAUUGGCACUGCGCUACGUCAGGCCAUAGAACACGGUAUGUAUACUGAGAUGCACGGACUCUGCCUUGACCGGGCCUAUGUGAAUCGAUGCAGACUGGUCUGGUGGACUGUCUAUGUGCUCGAGCGCCGUAUGUCGUCUCUUCAAGGCGUCCCGAUGGGGAUCUCAGAGGACAGCAUAACUGCCUCGUUGCCCUCAAUGUCGGAUCAGGACAGCGAGACGAGCGUUUUGGAGAUGCAGGUUACCCUGUGUCAAAUAUUGGCAAAAGUAGACUUGACUGUCUACGGUAGCGGGGGAAAGGUGGAUAGUAGGUAUCUGAGUGCAACACAGUCGGUUCUUAGAGACAUCGCGAGCGUCACUGAGCGCCUUAAUUGCUCCUUUGAUCUCUAUGGAAGUGGUUCCAUGGGGGGUAUUUCUCGCGUCUCAGCGCAUUUGCACCUUCUCGAGCACCAGUGUAUCAUACUUACCACUAGACCGCUGUUGUAUAUCUUUCUUCAAUCCAAGCUCGGCCAGUCUGAACCCGCCCUAAUGGAUUGGCUUCAAUCUGGCACUGUAAAGGCAUUGCUCCAGGUUUGUGUAGAGUCUUCGCAACAGACUCUACGAAUACUGUCCAGCCUACUUGACCAGGGACUUCUUGACGCGUUUCUCCCGUUCGAUAUGGACGCAGUUUGUAUUUCAACGAUCCCAUUGUUAAUGGCAGCCGCGAUUGAUCCAUCGCUGCUCAUCGAUCAUUCACCCUGGGCGCAGCGUGCCUAUACCGUUCUGGACGACAUGUCCACCCGUGGCAGCCGUUCUGCAAGGUUAAUUCAGUCGGAGCUCCAACAGUUGGAUGACGAGCUCUCCCAGUUAUUGACGAAGGAUAGCGCCCCAAUGGCGGUACCACCAGGGACUCUCUCUACACCCCAGACAGGUGGUGGUGCUGAUUCCGUAGACCAUGCCCCAAUUGCUGCCCCUGGGAGCUAUCUGGCGCCGGGCAUUUCGGAGAGCGGACAGCAUUACGAGCUUAGUCCGGAGCAGUCGAUGGAUUUGGCGAACUCGCUGGAUCUGAAUAGCUUUACCUGGCCCUUUCCUUGGGUAGAUGACCUGCCGGGGACAAGUAUAUGA
This is a messenger RNA of Aspergillus puulaauensis, 1836 nucleotides long. Its product is annotated as fungal specific transcription factor domain-containing protein. The transcript has 6 exons. Gene Ontology annotation, cellular component: nucleus. Gene Ontology annotation, biological process: DNA-templated transcription; positive regulation of transcription by RNA polymerase II. Gene Ontology annotation, molecular function: sequence-specific DNA binding; zinc ion binding. The record is from RefSeq and is a predicted model, not a curated record. Lineage: Eukaryota; Fungi; Ascomycota; Eurotiomycetes; Eurotiales; Aspergillaceae. Bases 1 to 1836 code for a protein of 611 amino acids.